CAAAGCUGUAACACUGGUUUCGGAAGCGCAAAAAAGCUGCGAAUCACGAGAGUUGCGUGGGCUCGUAAGUUUUGCUUUCGCGGGUGCUGGCUGUCAGGGGAGUCUGCGGAUUUGAAGGUUAAAGUUCGACACGGGACCUCCUAUGCCCGACAGUGUUCUCAUUCAUGAAUGAUGAAAGUGAAUGUCGUCUUUUGGUAGAGCAAAGUUUCCAAUCACUGGAGAGAUGAGCAAAUUUGGAAUCUUUAGUGACAAUAUGGGGCCAACUGUAAAGGAUUCUCCCCCAAGCAGCCCUGGUUCUGAAAGCAUGAGUAGUGCCACUUCUGGGCGACGGAAAAGACGGGGGAAUGAGACCGGCACGACGUCGGCCGGCUCGCAAAAUUUUUCGCACUCAUCACAGUAUACUCCGAUGGAAUCAAAAUACCAACCUAAAGAAGAGAAAGAAUCAAAAAUGUUUGACAAUGGUGUCAGUGCUCCCCACAUGCUGGGUAAUCAAUUAAAUCCAACCUCGUCGAUGGCACAAAAAAUGUCUGAUACUCUUUCUCAAGAGAUGAAAGCACACUCAAUCUUUACAGAAGCAAGCAAUUCGGGCAUGAAUCUGAUUGGGCCACCACUACACAGCCGAGUUAUCGCUUCAGCCAAAGCUAGUCAAAAUGCUUCAACCACUCCCUCAUUUUCGUCAAUGUUUUCUGCAAACAACAGCACGGGUGCUACCAAUAACAGCGGAGUAUUAGGAAGUGGCUCAAUACCUCAAACCCUAGAUCAACUAUUGGAGAGACAAUGGGAGCAAGGCAGUCAAUUUCUUAUGGAUCAAGCGCAACAUUUUGAUAUUGCUUCACUUCUAUCAUGCUUACACCAAUUAAGAGCAGAAAAUUUAAGGCUGGAAGAGAACGUAAAUAGUUUGUUGCAGAGAAGAGAUCACUUACUUGCUGUGAAUGCUAGGCUAGCUAUUCCACUCACAUCACCAUCAAACACUAGUACUCAUUCAUCAAUUGUCGAAAAUGGGUUACCAACGAAUUCACCUGCUGAACCAGCAUCACAUUCACAAUUUUCACACAGAGCAUCAUCUGUAAAUCCCUCACAACAAAGUACAACGAUUCGACAUGCAUCUGGAGGAAAUAAUUACCAAGGGCAAUCAAGCAAUUUAAUCUCACAAAACAACUCUAACAAUUCAAACUUAAUUAGAAAUACAUCUGUUGAUAUGAUGCGAAGUAUCCAAAGAUAAAAAUAGUUGAUAUACUUUUACACUCAGUUUUUCAUAUAGGAUCUUUCACUAACAAUUUGGAACAUCAAUUAUCCUAUCAGUCUAUAGAGUCAUAGUCUGAUGAGGACGAAACAACGUCGUCGAAAUUAUGCUUCUUUGGCUUACACGAUUAAAUCUAUUCCUUACCUUGAAUGAAAAUUAUUCUUCAGUUUCAUUAUAUAAUAAACGUAAUAAGUGACAUUUAUGAAUCGUCUGAUCUACUUUAAAACUAGAGCUAAAUUCGUAUUAAAAAAAUGUAUCAACUUAUCAUUUAAGAAAACAUUUUGACUGUAUGAUAAUUAAUAAUCUGUGUAGUUUAUAAAAGCAAGUACGAUAAGAAAUAUACCAGUUUUCAUACAUAAA
Molecule: messenger RNA, 1603 nt
Organism: Nasonia vitripennis (jewel wasp)
Lineage: Eukaryota; Metazoa; Arthropoda; Insecta; Hymenoptera; Pteromalidae
Gene: Alh
Product: zinc finger protein zfp-1
Exons: 5
Coding region: 182-1222 (346 amino acids)
Source: RefSeq, a predicted model, not a curated record